AUGUGACAGGGCUGCUCCGCUCUGCGUGUGUGUGCGUGUGUGCGUGUGUGGAGGAGAAAUUACGAGACAGAGGGCCACUCUGUUGUGGAGGAGGACUAGGCGAUCGAAAACACAACAGUGAAGCUCUUUUGCUCAGAAUUGAACAAUUUUCAAGAGGAGGCUGUUUAUCGGUGCUCCCCUACGUUUGAUUCAUUCAGAUUUUGGACUCGGGGGGGCUCUUCUUGUGUCUAUGGGUGCAUCUCUCGCCUCCCGAUAGGAAAUAACGGGCAGGGCUGCCUCCUGACAAUUAUUUAUUUCGCCCUAUCUGCGCCGCAACGCGGGGAGAAACGUGAUCGAUAGGCAGUGAUAACAGCGUGCUGAUCAUGGAUUAAUGCCCGAGUGAAUUUUCAUCUGAGAGGUUCCCAAUGUUGAACAUGUCCACUCCCAGCGAGCUGAAGUCUCCCUGCGUGACUCGCAACGGUAUGGUGAAGUUGCCCCCCAGCCAGCCCAACGGUCUGGGCAGUGCAAGUAUCACCAAGGGCACACCUGCUGCCAAGAACCGUCUGUGCCAGUCCUCCUCGGUGCCCUCUAUCCUGCCUCCUCCACCAUCCUCCCUUCCCUACCACCACCACCACCACCUGGACGGCCCUGGCAUGCCCCAUUCAGCAGCCUCCCUCUUGGGCCCUGACCUGGAGCCUGGAAAGCCUCUGGUGGGCCUGAAGCCAUCCCUUCGUCAACUACCCCCCCUCACUCUACCCAAGCCCAUGCUGCUGGAGCGCCAACUUGUCCUGGAUGAGAAGCUGCUCAACCGACUGCUCUGGUACUUCACCACAGCUGAAAAAUGUGUGUUGGCACAGGUAUGCAAGACAUGGCGCAAGGUGUUGUAUCAGCCCAAGUUCUGGGAGGGUGUGACACCCAUCUUGCAUGCCAAGGAGCUAUAUACCUUGUUGCCCAAUGGGGAGAAGGAGUUUGUCAGUCUACAGGCCUUUGCACUGCGUGGCUUCCAGUCUUUCUGCUUAGUGGGCGUGUCAGACCUGGACAUUUGUGAGUUCAUUGACAACUACCCGCUCUCCAAGAAGGGUGUUCGCUCAGUCAGCCUCAAGAGGUCCACCAUCACAGAUGCCGGAUUGGAGGUCAUGUUGGAGCAAAUGCAAGGCUUGAUGCACCUUGAACUGUCAGGCUGCAAUGACUUCACGGAGGCCGGCCUGUGGUCCAGUCUGAAUGCCCGGUUAACUUCACUCAGCGUCAGUGACUGCAUCAAUGUGGCGGAUGACGCCAUCGCUGCUAUCUCACAGCUCCUGCCCAACCUAUCAGAGUUGAGCCUGCAGGCCUACCACGUCACUGACACAGCCAUGGCCUACUUCACAGCCAAACAGGGCUACACCACCCACACUCUGCGGCUUCACUCCUGCUGGGAGAUCACCAAUCAUGGUGUAGUCAACAUGGUGCACAGCCUCCCCAACCUGACCGCCCUCAGCCUCUCUGGCUGCUCCAAGAUCACUGAUGAUGGUGUGGAACUGGUGGCUGAGAACCUGCGUAAGCUCCGCAGCCUGGACUUGUCUUGGUGUCCUCGGAUCACUGACAUGGCCCUGGAGUACAUUGCCUGUGAUCUACAUAAACUGGAAGAACUGGUGCUGGACAGGUGUGUGCGGAUCACAGACACUGGCUUGGGAUACUUGUCCACCAUGUCAUCACUAAGGAGCCUCUAUCUGCGCUGGUGCUGUCAGGUGCAGGAUUUUGGACUGCAGCAUUUGUUUGGAAUGAGGAGCCUUCGUCUACUGUCUCUAGCAGGUUGCCCCCUGCUGACCACCACUGGUCUGUCAGGCCUCAUCCAGCUGCAGGAGCUGGAGGAGCUGGAGCUGACCAACUGCCCCGGAGCCACUGCUGAGCUCUUUAAAUACUACUCCCAGCACCUGCCCCACUGCAUGGUCAUCGAGUAAGACCACUGACCCACCCCGCCGACUGACCAACCGACCGCCAUACUUCAACCUUCCUCCUCUUAACUCUUCCUCACUCUUUUCUCAAAUGCCAGCCAGGAGACUGAACUGCUCCUACUGUACCACAUCCUUCCUCAUUACCUGGCCCCCCACCCUGCCCGUCUUCCUCCACAUCCCAUUGAGUAGACUGACCAACAGGCAGACAGAGAGGCAGGAAGGCAGCUGAUGGUACAUGCCAGACCCAGAGGAUGAUGGGAUGGCAUUUGAGUUUCAUUUAAGAAGAUGCUGGAGUGAAAAGCUUGGUGUGACGUCUUGUCUGACAGCAAGUUUCUUUUUUGGAAUAAACAAAAGGGUUUAGGUUAUGGAGAGCUUCUUUGAAGACUUUGUUGAUUUUUUUGAAGUGAUUGGAUACUAAAGGAAGUGACAUGCACAGAUCCAGCUGCAGCAUUGAGGAAUUAGGAAAAGGGAAAUAAAGACUUUUGUGUUUGAGCUAAUAUGGUGGAACUCGCACAUGUGCUCAUACACUGUAAACACACUCACACACAUACUGUAUAUGGUCAGUGAAACAAAUUAAGUCCUGAAGACCAUGAGUACUGACGUUUCUAUUUCCAUCACUCUGUGUAAUAUAACUGCUGUUAUUCUUUUUCUCAGAGGGUAUCAAAGGUUCAGUCUCUCUUGUUUAUAGAGAGACACCAUAUGCCAGGCGAUGAAACAGGAAUCAGAGAGAACAAAAAAAAAAUGCAGUUCAGGAAGUGAAUGACAGGGAUGGAACUUCUCUUUCUCUCUUUUCUCCCUUCCUCUGUGUGUGAAGUGUGUUUCAUGGACUCACAGGUUCCUCUCUUUUUGGGAUACCGCUACCUUUUUCCAUUUCUGUGUCUUAUCAGAAAUCAAAAAAGGGAGAAAAUUUGAAAAACAACUGUUUACAUUGUUUGUUUUUUGUGUUGGAGUUGCACGCUUGAUUGGCUCAUUGUUUCACAGUUUUUCCCUGCUCUUCAUUUUUUUUUAUACACAUUUAAUUUACAGAUCUGGAGGAGAAACUGUUGUAAACUGUGAAUGUUGUGUUUUUAAAGGGGAAAUGUGUUGGUGAGGCAGUGCAACAUGAACAAUGUAAAAUGGAAAGCAGAGUGUGCAGAAAGCAUUUGACUCUGAUGCUGGAGAGCUUUUCUCUCAGAAAGGUUUCAUGAAUUCAUACAAGGCAACUGUGGGACUCAAACUGACUUAUUUCUGGACUCAACCUAAUAAAUAACUUCAGUCAAUUAGCAGAGGGAGUGCUGCUUCAUGCAAGCAAUCUUGCAAGGUGGAUCUAAGGAAGUUUUGUCCAAAUUGGGCUACAUCUAAUUUUGGAACUAAACUGUACUUUGCUUUUCUUUUCAUCUUUUAAAUGAUAAUAGAAACACAUGAUGGUUAGUCUAUCAAUUUUAGUUUGUGUAGUUCUGAAGCUGCAAAUGCAUUGUGUGAACCCCUUAGCUGAGGUCAGGUUACUUCAAAGAUAAAAAGAAAGGUUGGGGGAUUUCAGUAUUUAGGGUCAGGGCCAGGGUCACAGGAUACAAGAUUUUUUAGUUUCUGUGAAUUUUCAAAUGUUCUUAUUAACCCAGAGUCAGAUAAAUCUAUUAUGUUUCUAUGCAGAUAGCAUAGUUUAGCUCAGUGUAUGAAUGCAGUACUCCAACAAUCCAUGACUGGUCUAACAACACUAAAUGUUUGAAUUGCAAUUAGCAUAUUACAAUUGUCACUGAUAGUAUAAUGUCCCUAACAUUGCCACAAACUGAGAGAAAUGACUUCAUAUCAAACCUAACACUUCAAAUUGUUUUUCAAAGGCAAAACAGCCAAUGGCCUGAGUGCAUAAUGUGAGGAAAAACAAAACUUCAAGAGCUUUUGUUACUUCUCAACCUGUUCACAUGUUUGUAUGUGUUGACUUGUCAGAUGAGAUAUGUUAGAUUUAACAUAAGUUCUUGUUGAAUGAUAUGUUUUCGCUCUGCAGUGUGCAGUGUUUUGCAGUAGCCUUUAAGAUGUGUUUAGUCCCAUUUUGUUGGGCAAGUGGGGAGGAAACUAGUGCAUCCAGCACUAAUGUACAGAAACACCAUCACUGCAACACAGAGAACAGUUUGAAAUGUUAAACAUGUAACCUAAAAAGUUGAUGGGGACUAAUGCAGCAUAGACCACCUCUAAAUCUAAAUUUAGGGAUAAUCUGGUUUAUUUCAACUUUUAACCUUAGAUUCCCAUGUACAUCCAUAAACUGAGCUAAGCCAGGCUAAGCUUGGCCUUCAACAUGCCUUUGUAUUGCCAAAUGAAUACAAAAAGGCAUCUGGAAGUGUGUCUGACUCUGAGUUAGAGGAAAAAAUAGUAAUGUUUCCCAUAAACCAAAGUAUAUAUUUAACAUGGAAAUAUGUUAUUGAUGUUAUAAAAGAAAAACAAAUCAUUUUGAAGCCAGUAGUCAUGUUUUUUCCAGCUCUCAUCUGAUAUUAAAAGGAGAUGGAUGAGUCCAACAGUGAGCCACUGUGCUACUUUUUGCCUCUUGUGUGUCCUCAGAUGUGCUGACUGCCAACUGAAAGGAUUGGCUCAGUGACAGCCAGUAUUAGGUUGUGCCAAAUGCAUCCGCAGCAGCGCAUAAAGUGUAGCUGCUUGCCUCUAGCUAAUCGCUGACUACACUGAAAUGAACUGUACAGUACUCUGUACUGUACAGACAUGGCAGACCAUGCAUGUUUUAGUUGGUCUGCCUUUUUUAUUUCAAGAAGGCUCAUUUUAGAGGUUGUCCUGCAUCUGUUCAUUGUAUAUAAGUAUAUUUAUUUAUUUAUCUAUUUAUUUAAAUUAAUUUGUGUCUUAUUUACGUGAUUUAUUUAUUGAAGAGACAUUGCUUCAAAUUUGGGCCUGAAUAAGCUUACGCACUGAUUGCUGGUUUUGUUUUGUUUUUUAUUAUUUUUUGACAUUUCAGACCCCUAAACGAAAUAAUCUACUUUGUGCUGGCAAGAUAUAUUUACCGUUAUUGUCUUGAAUGUGGCAGCAAAAUACAGAGUAUGGUAUACAUAAAAGCAUUCGAUGUCUGAGAUUUACCUCUGUCAUGGCUAAACAAUGUUUACACUGUGCUACUAAGAUGACAAAGGGCAAGAUUUCUGAUUUGAUUACGCAAGAUGAGAAUACUGUGGAAGCUUAUUAAUGACAAAACUAUUGAGCGCCCUAAAACAAAUUUAAACAAGUUUUAAGCAUGAUCCAGCAAGCUAGCUUUAGCACUAGCUCUGUGCUCACUAAAGCUUUGGCUUGGGAAAGUUGUAAGACUUUAUUGGAACUCUAUGGUGGCAUGAUUCAAACAAAACAACCUGGGGACAGCAAGUGUGCCGAUAUACGCUGGUGUAUUUUUUAUAAUUAUCAGCCCAUUAUAAGUAUUACACUAUAUUUAUUAAAGGAUUUUUGUUAUUAACUAUCCACUCGAGUGAAUUUGAUUUUUAUGCCACAUCUUACUCAUGAAUGAAGGCCACCAUGUGGAAGCCACACUUACUUGGCAGGUGUUCACUACUGUGGUUGUGGGAAACAUCACAAUCUGUCCCCUUGGGGCUACUUGCUACUAGUGACUGUAACCAAGAGUUUCAUUCUUUUAGUUUAAUCAUUUUUCCAGGUCAACUGAUAAAGUUUUGUUUUGGGAGAACUAAAUAUUGCA
Messenger RNA from Thunnus maccoyii (southern bluefin tuna), 5565 nucleotides. It is a transcript of the gene fbxl16, whose product is annotated as F-box and leucine-rich repeat protein 16. The transcript is spliced from 7 exons. The record is from RefSeq and is a predicted model, not a curated record. Gene Ontology annotation, molecular function: protein binding. The coding region runs from base 405 to 1919 and encodes 504 amino acids. Gene Ontology annotation, cellular component: SCF ubiquitin ligase complex. Gene Ontology annotation, biological process: SCF-dependent proteasomal ubiquitin-dependent protein catabolic process. NCBI's taxonomy places the organism in Eukaryota, Metazoa, Chordata, Actinopteri, Scombriformes, Scombridae.